Colletotrichum karsti is the source of this 1977-nucleotide messenger RNA. Its product is annotated as restculine oxidase. The transcript is spliced from 5 exons. NCBI's taxonomy places the organism in Eukaryota, Fungi, Ascomycota, Sordariomycetes, Glomerellales, Glomerellaceae. The record is from RefSeq and is a predicted model, not a curated record. Gene Ontology annotation, molecular function: oxidoreductase activity; FAD binding. Bases 1 to 1977 code for a protein of 658 amino acids.
AUGUCUCGCUUCAGCCAGGCCCUCCUCGUGGCUGCUGCCCUGCCCUUGACCAAGUUGGCUGGCGCUCAGACGAUAACUGUCGAUGAUGCAGUGAUUGACGCCAACGAGUCGACUGUUGCCCCAGCUGCUGAAGCACUGGCUGGCGAUCUUCUGAAAGAGGAGAGCUUCCAGCUGACUGACACUAUCCUGGCAAACCUCACGGACCUCUCGCUGACGAACAUUUCUCUGUUUGAAUUCGACACCACUUCAUCCGGAGAGAAGCGCUCUGGCUCGGCCCGAGCCUUCAACAAGUGCAAGACCUAUCCUGGUGACCUGCUGUGGCCUAGCAAAGCCGUGUGGGAUGUCUUCAAUCUGCUCACUGGUCUUGCCGUCAGCGAGACUGUCCCUAUUGGUGCUUCUUGCUUUGAUGAGUUUGGCAACUAUGACGCUGCUCGUUGCGCAUACAUCAGCCAGGAGUGGGCGAAUUCCACUAUCCACACCGAAGACCCAACAUCGGUCAUGAGUCCCUUAUAUCAAGGCCUGACGUGCAUGCCUCCGUCCGUUAACAACAUUUCUGCCGGAGCUUGCACGGUCGGUGGCUUCCCGUCCUAUGUUGUCAAGGCCACGAACAUCGCCCAGAUACAGUUGGCCGUCAACUUCGCUCGGAACCUCAACCUUCGUCUCGUCGUGAAGAACACUGGCCACGACUUCAACGGCCGAUCAUCCGGAUCGGGUGCUCUUUCAGUAUGGACCCACAAACUGAAGAGCAUCAACUUUUACAACAGCUACAAGACCAGCUCAUACUCAGGGCCAGCACUCAAGGUCGGUGCCGGCGUGCAGGGUUUUGAACUCUAUGAAGCAGCUGAGAAGUACGGAGUUACGGCUGUUGGAGGAGAGGGCAUGACUGUUGGCUAUGCCGGAGGCUACCUUGCUGGCGGUGGACAUUCUCCGUUGUCACCCAAGUAUGGUAUUGCCGCUGACUCGGUCCUCAGCAUUGAUGUUGUGACUCCUGAUGGCCGUUUCGUAACCGCCAACGAAAACCAAAACACUGAGCUCUUCUGGGCUCUACGGGGUGGUGGUGGCAGCACAUUUGGUGUUGUGACAUCGUAUGUGGUCAAAGCUUAUCCUAAGCUUGACAACGUUGCUGUCAUGACCUUUUCCUUCAGCACCAGCGAGAACGUCACCCAUGAUGCUUUUUGGGCUGCUGUGAAGGCGUACUGGGAGGGAUUGCCAACUUACAACGAGGCCGGUAACUACGAAUACUGGAAUAUCUUCCACACCGGGCCGGAAACCCUCACUUUCACCAUGCUCCCCUGGUUUGCCCCCAACAUGACCCUCCAAGAGCUGAAGGACCUUACUGCCCCUCUCUUCACAAAGUGGGCGGAGCUCGGAGUCAAUGUCGCUCCCGUCUACUCUGAGCACAAGAGCUUCCUGCCCGCAUGGAAAGCAGGUUUCCCGAAGGAGGCUGUCGGCGGUACUGCCGCUAAGACAGCCUGCCGUCUCUUCCCUACUGAGAACUUCGUCGAUGCCACCAAGUUUAACGCCACUUUCGAGGCACUCAAGGGCCUGAGUGACAAGGGCGGCGAGAUCAUCGGGUUCGGAAUCACUGGUGGCCCCGGACCCUACCCAGAUAACGCCGUAAACCCGGCGUGGCGUGGAGCCGCCAUGUUUGCCAUCUCGGUAAUUGGAUGGCCUGUCGGUUCUUCUAUGGAGGUCGCCGCGGAAAGAUCUAAGACGUUGACCAACGACUGGAUGCAGCCAUGGCGGGAUGUAACUCCCGGUGGUGGUGGCUACGCCAGCGAGGGUGAUGUCACUGAGCCCAACUUCAAACAAUCUUUCUACGGAACGGAAAAGUACGAUCGUCUUCUUUCUCUGAAGAAUAAGAUCGAUCCUACUGGUGUGUUCUACGCGAACAUGGGCGUCGGGAGCGACAGCUGGUACGUCACGCGGCAACUCGAAGGGCUUCCUACUCAGAAUGGGCGCCUCUGCCGGCUGUAA